AAAUCUCGAACAUUCAUCAUGUAUAGAGGAGUCAGUGGGCAUGUAACUACAUCAUACGUCAUCAAGUCGGUCAGUCGUGCAUGCUUUUAAAUAAAAUUUUAUUGAAACUUCAUAUGCAAGCCUAUGUACUCCAUAUUAUGCCCUGAAUUGCCUCAACUCAGGCAGGAUAGCAAAUGAAAAUCUCAACAGAGUAACGAGUUUACUCGUGGCAUAUGUGAGAAAUUACGCCUCACUAGUGGAAAAAAUCAACAUGCAAAGGGUAAGAGACUCUCCGACUUCCAGACCAGAGCUAGAUUCUAAAUAUCGUGUCAUGUUUUUGCAAAUUCGUCCCUGCACGAGAAUGACAUCUGGCAGCGCGUCGUCAUCAUUUGAAGAAACUGAGGUUUGCCAUUCAGACUGGGCUAUACAUUGACCUAAAAUUUAGUCCAAUUCACUUGGCAGGGCGAAGAGAAAAAACGUGUUAACAAAGCCAUUUUCAUCGUCCGUUAGAACGAUCGAGGAAAAUGUAAGAUCAUGCCGCUAACAGCACUUGACAGGCGCCACCAUUCUUUUUCACAGAGUAACUAUCCAGUUACGAUCUUCAGACUUGCCGUGCCUGGAAGCCAUAAGGCAUAAAUAAUGAGACUAAACUCGGUCCGACUCCUGGAGUCGUGUUGAAGAGAACAAACUUUAGUCGCUGGAGUAAGUCAUGUUUGGUGAUAUUGUGAGGUGGUGGGGGGAACGCUGGUAUCAUAGUUAAGUGGAAAAAUCUUAGGCUAGCUGGUUCGAAUUUAAUAAUUAUGGAGCCAGCGAUACCAAGAAGCAUGGCAAAGUUGUUUCCCGCCCAACGUUUGCGGUCAACUCAAACUCGUUUUCUUUUCGUUUUCGG
Sclerotinia trifoliorum is the source of this 868-nucleotide messenger RNA. NCBI's taxonomy places the organism in Eukaryota, Fungi, Ascomycota, Leotiomycetes, Helotiales, Sclerotiniaceae. The record is from the annotation of a GenBank genome assembly.